This is a messenger RNA of Platichthys flesus (European flounder), 1551 nucleotides long. It is a transcript of the gene cimip5, whose product is annotated as chromosome 10 C2orf50 homolog. The transcript has 4 exons. The record is from RefSeq and is a predicted model, not a curated record. The coding region runs from base 208 to 672 and encodes 154 amino acids. NCBI's taxonomy places the organism in Eukaryota, Metazoa, Chordata, Actinopteri, Pleuronectiformes, Pleuronectidae.
CAAUAAGCCUCUUGUUUGUCUGACCGAUGAUGUCAUCCUGCUCCCGUCCUCACCGCUAAUGAAGAGACAAUACCUCGACAUGUUUCAAACUGACCUCCUGAAACAUUUUGGGACCCACUGCUUGGAGCAAAGCAGCCAGUCGGACUCCUCGGAGUGUCUGUGAACUCAACAUUCAUUUCAGCAACAAGACGCGUCCAGUUAGCGAGCAUGGACCUGCACAACGUGAGACGUGCCUCCUCUGCAGGAUACCGCUUACCGGAGCGAUCCAACGCAGACAGGCCGACAACAACGCAGCCACCAGCGGACAGGACGCGGCGCGCCAGAGGGGAAGACCCGGUGUGUGUGGAGCAGAGUCCGGACAGAAGAGAUCCUGCGACCCGGGACCAGCUGUGGAGGGAGCUGGUCUGGAGUGAGAGGAGAGGCCUGAGGGAAUGGGAGAAGAACUGGAGCUUUCUCAGGAACUAUGAUCAGCUGGGACAGCUGAAGUCAGAGGAGCCUUUACCCAGCUACGUGUCGCUGUUCUCCGAUCGCGUCCCCAACACCACCACCCAGAUGUUCGGCAGCCAUCUGUCCACUCCAAUGGGGAGAGAACUGGUCAGACUGGACCGGAUGCUGCUCUGGUCUGGGAGCUCUCACAAGAGCAAGCAGGAUCCAGAGAUGCUGCCUAGCUAGACCGCUCUGGAGACGAGUCAGUUUGUUUUACAUCAGGACCUCAGACCAUCAGGUUUUUACUUAGCCAGGACUCUGCAAACUUCACAAAUAUGUGACACUCACCAAAUUAGUUCACAUUUACUAUUUUUUUUAUUUUGUUUAAAGUCAAGUAUAGCCAUGUUGUUAGAGCCAUAAUUGCUGUCCUACAUAAGCAAAUUUUCCAGAUAAGUCAAUCAUUCAUUGAUCAUAUUUGAGUUUAUGCAUAGAACCUGUGUAAAGUAUUGUGUUAAAGAUUUUCACUCACCAAAUAAAGACAGAUGAGAAGUCAAGACGUUGGCAGAUCAGAUUCGUGUCAUCUGAGCUCCAUCAACUAUUUAACCAGAUACUUGAUAAUUCAACAUGAGACCUGAUGAAACUUGGAUGAGCAAAACAAAACAAAGAACACAAUAGGGAACGUAAAGCUUAAAAGUGUGCAAGUGGAUGUAGAGCUUUAGAACAGAGCACAUAGUUUAAGAACAGCGGCAUCAAUCAAUUUAACAUUUUAAUCAUUUGUUUACUGAUUUUGUUGGAAUAUAUAUUUUAUUUUGGUAAUAAAAAUGGCAGUUACGUGUUUUUCAGGACCUAAGCCAUUGUUCCAGGGAACUUCACUGAUUUUAUGUUGGUGAUGACUCGGUGAAGAAUGUUGUGCAUCCACCUGUACUCUACGGGACAGGCAGCAUACCUCUUGUGUUUGCACUGUUGCCUGAAAAAACACCAUGCUGAUGUAAUGUUGUUUUCAAUCAUUGCUCCUUUGUCUAAAUUUGAAUGAAAAAGUUGUUGUCCAAUGAAUUAGAAAAAGUGAUCUUCAGAUGAUCAAAGUCAACAUCUCAUUGGAAUAAAGAUUUUGCUUGGUUAAGUAAA